AUGGAUUCCACAGAAGACCCCCAGCUCCUUGAAAUCACAGCAUUACAGUCGAUAUACGCCGAAGACUUCAUCGAAUGUCCCCCUCCCAAAGCCUGGAAGGGAGCUGCCAGGCUCCACGAAUUCAUCAUCAGAGUUGCACACCCAGAACCCGACCAUGCGUCGAAGAUUAGCAUCCACCUACACGUAAAAUUUCCCAAGACAUAUCCACGCCUCGCAUGCCCAACUUUUACCAUCGAGAAGCCUAUCAAAGGUAUCAACGACACCCAGAUAAUGCGCUUAUCACAGGAGGUCAACUCGGAAGCACAGAGACUCAGGGGGUUCGAGAUGGUCUUUACCAUCGUGACCUUUGUGCAGGAUUGGAUGGCAAAGAACGUCACGCCUGUUGUCGGUUCGCUGGCCCUACAAAUGAACCAGCGCGCGAUGGACGAAGAACGGGCGCGCAGGCAGCGCGAGUUGGAAGAAGCACACCUCGAAGAGGAAAGAGCACAGCAAGCCGCACAAGCCCUGGAUGAGCAAAUUCAGGCAGACGCUAUGCGGCAGAUGCUCGCACGAGAGCAGCAGUACAAGGCUCGUCGACGCGCAAAUUCCGAAGCCACCGAGGUCCCCCAAAUGCUGGGAGAGACGGAAACUCCAACAGAGACAUUCCAGGAUAUGGAGAUGAAUGGCGUCAAGUUCAACACUGUCAAGCUUUUUCAUCCGCGAACAGUCCCUCUCGGCCUCGUUUACAUGGCGGAGCCUGUCGUGCACGACAUAACCUCCGUCACGCCCCUCGAAUUAUUCGUGGUCAACAUCCAAUCAACCUAUUACACCACGUCACAAGGGCGAAAGAAGCUCGCACAAGUGGAGGACGAGAUCAAGCACUUGAUCAACACCCGACACCCGAAGCUCCUCAGCGUCUACGCUGUCAAAUUGACAAUUCCGCGUUCCAGUGACAAUGGCCCGUCGCUGCUGGUAGUUUUGACGGAGCAGACACCAGCUUUGACGCUGCAUGACGUGCUGGAGGAUUGUGAGUCCCUUCGGGAAGAUCGGGCAACGGAUUACAUCGGCCAAGUACUAGCGGCUCUCAACGCAGUACACCUCAGCGGCCUUGUUCAUCGCGCCAUCACUCCACGAUGCAUUGGUCUCGUCUCAUCGAAAGACAGCCCCAAUCAACCCAAGACAAUCAAGCUCUGCAGAACAUCGUUCCAUACCCGUCUGCUCGAUCUCCACCGAUCGAACUCCUUCGGCGAAAACACCCCAAUGCCACCAACCAGCAACGUAGGAUGGGACGAAGCGUCGCUGAGUUCGAGCGGGAGUGGAAGUUUUCCAGAAGGGUGGUUGAGUCGAGACGUACAGAAUGAGAGCAGUUUGUUGUAUACGCGCCAAAGGGAUAUCCACGACGUCGGCAUUGUGCUGCUGCAGAUGGUGCUUGGAUUGGACGUCAUCGAAAGAUAUGCUGAUCCCGUUACGGCGAUACACUCUUCAUCGAUUUCGCCUAUCUUGGCCAACCAGGCGUUGGUCAUGAUCCAAGCAACGAAGAAGCUGACAGUCAUGAACCUCCUCUCGGACUUCAACGAUGGUAUCUCACAUAGCCCUUUAACCUCGAAAACCAUCCCUUCGUUCCUUAACGAUCCAAAAACCCCGAUGCCGUUUCAGUUUGGGUCGCCUGAAGGAGAUUAUUUCCGCGUGCCACCACCACCUGCAAAGGCGAAACAAGCGAGUAGAUGGAAGGAGGACUGGGAAGAGCUUGAGUUACUGGGCAAAGGUGCAUUUGGCUCGGUUGUGAAAGCGAAGAACAAGAUUGAUUCUCGAAUAUAUGCUGUCAAGAAGGUUCGCCUGCGCAACAUGCAGAGUGACAAGAUCUUCCGCGAGGUCAACGCGCUGAGCAGACUAUCGCAUCGGAACAUCGUUCGGUACUACACCACUUGGGUAGAGACGUCCGAGCCAGAUCCGGCAACCGCCUCCUCAGACGACUCUAGUCUGUCUGAUGGUACAGAAGAUGGCAUGACCUCCGUACCGGAUAGUUUCGGCGGACCCUCCCACAUCUAUCACGGAAAUGGCUAUGGCCAAAAUCAUCCCCGUAGCCCGCGCGAGCGCAACCUUCCUCCAAUCAAUGGCGGUUUUCAUAUCAGCAUCGAGGAUUUGGACGACACCUCCAUGUCGAGAUCGAGUUUCCCAAGUAUCCACUUCGGGCGGAGUACUGGUUCAGGAGACGAAGACAGCAGCGCUAGCAGUGGCAGCGAGGAGAGGGACGAAUUUUCCGGGCUCUUCAAGAGCAAGAGCAAAUCGGGACCGAGCUCGUUGAAGACGCCCGCGAAGAGCGAGCCGACCUUGACGAGGACUCUCUAUAUUCAGAUGGAGUUUGUCGAGCGCCAGACCUUGAGAGAACGAGUGGAUGAAGGGAUUUCGGAAGACGAAGCAUGGCGGCUUUUCCAACAAAUCGUAGACGCUCUUGUACACAUGUCCACUCUCGGUAUUCUUCAUAGAGAUAUUAAAUUGACGAACAUCUUUAUUGAUGCGAAAGGCGAUUGCAAAGUUGGAGAUUUUGGGCUUGCUACCUCUGCCUUAGCUGCAGUUGACCCUUCUGACGUAGCGUCUGCUGGCGCAGCCCGGGAACCAGACAUGACCCUUGAGGUUGGAACACGUCUUUACAUCGCUCCAGAAGUGCAAUUCAAUAAACGAGGUCAUCGUGGCCCACGCGACCAGUCGAAGGCGGACAUGUACAGCCUUGGAAUUGUCUUCUUCGAGAUGAAUUUCAAAUUCAAUACUGGAGUUGAGAGGAUAGUUGUUCUAGAAGACCUUCGCAAGCCUCCAAUUAUUUUCCCUAGUGGCUGGGAUCCCGCCAGAAUUCGCCAGAAAGACAUCAUCACCUGGCUCCUCCAACAUGAGCCCCAGAAACGUCCGACUGCGUUCGAGCUUUCGCAAAGCCCCUUACUACCGGCUCGCAUGGAAGACGAAUACUUCAAAGGCGCUCUGCGGCUGAUGGCCAAGCCUGACUCCCAAUAUCACCAAACUGUCCUUACCACACUCUUCAAGCAACCUCCUCGACCAUCCCGAGUGUUCAUCUAUGAUAUCGAGGUCGAGCCGCCGCAGUAUGCACUUCUCAAUGAGAAUGUCCAAGAAUGUCUAGAGAAGAUAUUUCAACUCCGUGGUGCCAUGAAUUAUGAGCCGCCCUUGCUCAUGCCCAUCAUGGACAUUGAAGAAGAGCGAAGCCAGGCGACCUUCAUCGAUCCACAUGGUGAUAUCGUUGCACUUCCGAACAACAUCCUGGUUCCGUUUGCUCGCCUUGCUGCACGGACAAACCAGAAGAGGAUCAAGCGUUAUCAUAUCACGAACGUUUUCCGCCCAAGUCCCGUUGCUGGGCACCCUAAAUCCCAGAAGGCGGCACUGUUUGAUAUCAUUAGCCCUGACCUUCGUUGGGGCCCUCUCGCGGCUGGCGCCGAGAUCAUUGCUCUAGCAAGCGACUGUCUUGAUAGCUUCCCAACGUUGUCACAACAUCACGAUAUCCACAUCUCUCAUUCGAAGAUUGUCGAGAUUGUCAUGAACAGGGUCCCAGCUGACGCGAGAUGUUCUGUAAUCGAAACCAUCCAGUCGCCCAAGUUGACUCCUGCUUUGAAAAGGGCUGCGUUGACGAAGAAGAAUCUGCUCAGGAGCACCAUAGAUGAAAUAGAGCUCCUUGCCGAAGUUUCCCUUGACAUUGAUGAGACUAUGGCUCGGUUGGGCAAAGUUUCGCCUAGCCUUGCGACUAUGAUCGAACCUGCCGUUCAAGAAGUCAAGGACACUCUCCAGCUAGCCAAAUCGGCCAAAGUCGCCCACCAGGUCCUCUUCCACCCCUUGAUGCUUGGUACCCAUCAUACGCAUUUCAAGGAUGGCGUCCUUGUGGAAGUCGUCAGGAAGAACAAGACAUCAGACGUUCUAGCCGCAGGAGGAAGAUAUGACAACUUGAUCUCUCGCUUCCUGCCCUUGAAGCAGAAACUCGAGCCGAAGCAGAAGUUCGAACCUGUCUGUGCCUAUGCGAUACAGAUCGCCGUGGAGAAGAUUGCAGCUGCCCUGGCUGCAUACCAACAUGUUUCAGUACACGCCCUGGUCAGUCAGCAGCGAUCGUUUGGCUACUGGAGCCCACGACGAUGCGACGUCUAUAUCGUCUCGUAUCAGCCGGGGUACCUCCAAGAUCGCCUCGAAGUUGCCUCCUUCCUGUGGCAGAACAACAUUAGUGCUGAUCUGAUGUACGAGACGGGUCUGCCAGAUGCUGAGCAUGAGAACCAUCUCGAGACCUGUGCAAGAGAGGGUAUUCUCUUCACCGUCUAUCCGCGUCCUCGCACUGCGAAGAACCUGCCUCCGUACAAGGUCAAGAGCAUCCUCAGAGGCACUGAAGUUGACCUUUCUCGUCAGCAGCUCGUAGGAUGGCUUCAACAGGCCAUAGCCGAGCAGAAGCGUGUCGAUAUGAGCACUUCUGGUGCACCUCUACUCCUGGCGGAGGUUGCGCCUGACAUGCCUACGACCAAGGACACCGCUGUCGACCCGCAAGUCAAGCUCGUUCUGCCAGAUCUCAAGAAGCAAAGGAAGACGAACAAGCAGAUUUUGUCCGACAAAGCUUUCGAGAAGGCCAAGGCGAUGAAAAACUCAUUCCAGAACGGCAUCUCCGUCCUCGCAGUGGAUGUUACUCCGGCUCAUUUUGACGCUUUGAUCAAGAAUUCCCACUGGGUCACGGACGAGGAAGCCUGGAAGGUCAUGAGUGCUAUGUUCCCCCUUCAGCACGCGGAAUAUGCGCCGCAAGUUCGUGAGGCAGCCCAGAAGCGCAAGGUGGAAGGUGAUGCCUACGUCCUGAUGUUCAACGUGCGGGAGGAGCGUGCUCAGAUUCUCGCUCUCAGCUGA
This is a messenger RNA of Cyclocybe aegerita, 4854 nucleotides long. Lineage: Eukaryota; Fungi; Basidiomycota; Agaricomycetes; Agaricales; Hemipholiotaceae. The record is from the annotation of a GenBank genome assembly.